This is a messenger RNA of Neogale vison (American mink), 945 nucleotides long. Its product is annotated as olfactory receptor 8B3-like. Lineage: Eukaryota; Metazoa; Chordata; Mammalia; Carnivora; Mustelidae. Gene Ontology annotation, cellular component: membrane. Gene Ontology annotation, biological process: G protein-coupled receptor signaling pathway; sensory perception of smell. The transcript has a single exon. The record is from RefSeq and is a predicted model, not a curated record. Gene Ontology annotation, molecular function: G protein-coupled receptor activity; olfactory receptor activity; odorant binding.
AUGCCUUAGGGAAGAAUGGCCACAGGAAAUGAGUCUUCAGUGACCGAGUUUAUCCUGCUGGGUUUAACACAACAGCCAGAACUCCAGCUGCCUUUCUUCUUCAUUUUCUUAGGAAUCUAUGUGGUCACCGUGGUGGGGAACAUGGGCUUGAUUAUUCUGAUCGGUCUGAACCCUCACCUGCACACCCCCAUGUACUACUUCCUCUUCAACCUUUCCUUCAUUGAUCUCUGCUUCUCGUCUGUCAUAAUCCCUAGAAUGCUGAUGGGUUUUGUAACAGAGAACAUCAUCUCUUACGCAGAGUGCAUGACGCAGCUCUGUUUCUUCUCCUUCUUUGUUAUUGACGAGUGCUGUAUUUUGACGUCCAUGGCCUAUGACCGGUAUGUGGCCAUCUGUAAGCCCCUGCUUUACAAGGCCAUCAUGUCCCAUCGGGUCUGCCUCACGCUGAUGGCGGGAACAUAUGCGAUGGGGAUUGCGGGUGCCGUGGCCCACACUGGGUGCAUGCUGAGACUCACUUUCUGCAGUGACAACAUCAUCAAUCAUUACAUGUGUGACAUACCUCCUCUCCUCCGGCUCUCCUGCACAAGCACCUACAUCAACGAGCUAGUGGUUUUCAUUGUGGUAGGCAUCAACGUAAUAGUGCCCAGCCUCACCAUUUCCGUUUCUUAUGCCUUGAUCCUCUCCAGCAUCUUCCACAUCCGUUCUUCCGAGGGCCGGUCCAAAGCCUUCAGUACCUGCAGCUCCCACAUCGUUACUGUUUCUCUCUUCUUUGGAUCAUCAGCAUUCAUGUAUCUUAAGCCAUCUGCUGGGUCUCUGGAUCAAGACAAAGUAUCCACAGUUUUUUAUACCAUCGUGGGGCCAAUGAUGAAUCCUUUUAUCUACAGUCUGAGGAACAAAGAUGUUAAAAUUGCACUGAGUACGACUUCGAAGAAAAGGAUGUUCUCAUAA